This is a messenger RNA of Osmerus eperlanus (European smelt), 2158 nucleotides long. It is a transcript of the gene poc1b, whose product is annotated as POC1 centriolar protein B. Lineage: Eukaryota; Metazoa; Chordata; Actinopteri; Osmeriformes; Osmeridae. The transcript has 13 exons. The coding region runs from base 275 to 1849 and encodes 524 amino acids. Gene Ontology annotation, cellular component: centriole; ciliary basal body. Gene Ontology annotation, molecular function: protein binding. The record is from RefSeq and is a predicted model, not a curated record. Gene Ontology annotation, biological process: cilium assembly.
UAGCACAGCGCUGGUCUGACAUCAUGCACAUAGAUAAUCUAGCUAGUCUACCCAUUUAACCAAUGUUUCAUUGUAUUUUAUAGUCCUUCUUACUAGUAAUAAUAUAGCACCAAUGUACAACUUCUAAUCACUUGAUGAUAAGACUCACUAGGUACUCGACUAGCACAGUCUGACAGACUUAAAGCGCGCAUUGUUUCCCCUUUGAAAGAUGGAGGAGUACUUUCUCCGUUUUGCUUUUCCAAAAGCAAGUGUGUAAGGAUUAUGCUGACUAUUGAUGUCAAUGCACUCAAUGGCAUCUGUUAUGGACGACCCAACCCUUCAAAGCAAUUUCAAAGGCCACAAAGAUGCCAUAACCUGCGUAGACUUCAGCCCCAACCACAAGCAACUAGCCACUGGGUCGGCUGAUAAAUCCCUGAUAAUCUGGAACCUGAGUCCCAAGGCCAGGGCCUUCCGCUUUCCGGGGCAUAAAGAUGCUAUUACUGGGAUCCAGUUCUCCCCUUUUGGUGACCUUGUGGUAUCUGCCUCCAAGGACAUGACAGUCAGAUUGUGGACCCCUAGCAUUAAAGGAGAGUCAACAGUUUUUAAAGCCCACACAGCCGUGGUGCGAAGUGUUAGCUUCUCUCACGACGGCCAGAAGCUGGUGACGGCCUCCAACGACAAGUCAGUGAAGGUGUGGAGCGUCCACAGACACCGGUUCCUCUAUUCCCUCAACCAGCACACUAACUGGGUGCGCUGUGCCAGGUUUUCUCCCGACGGACGUCUUCUGGCGUCUUGUGGUGAUGACCGCACGGUCCGACUGUGGGAUGCCUCCACCAAACAAUGUGUGAACAGCUUCACAGACUAUGGAGGGUCAGCAACAUGUGUAGACUUCAACUCCAGUGGUACCUGCAUAGCAUCCUCAGGAGCUGACAACUCCCUGAAAAUCUGGGAUUUAAGAACUAACAAACUACUUCAACAUUACCAAGUCCACAGUGCGGGGAUCAAUUGCUUUUCCUUCCAUCCAUCUGGUAACUACCUAAUUAGCGGCUCAAAUGACAACAUGGUGAAGAUCUUGGACCUGCUAGAGGGACGCCUCAUCUAUACCCUCCAUGGCCACAAGGGUCCGGUCUUCGCUGUGGCCUUCUCUCGAGGGGGGGAGCUCUUUGCCUCUGGGGGUACAGAUGCCCAGGUUUUGGUGUGGAAGACCAACUUUGAUAUCAUAGACUACCGAGAGCUUCUGAGCAAGCACAGCCAGCGGGUCAGCCUGGACCCCCCCCCUCAUCUGUUGGAUAUCUACCCCCGAGGACCCCACCUCCACUCCCCCCAGUCUGGGGCCAUAAAGAUCAAUCCCGUUGUGGCAGACACCCAGUCCACUGACCCUGACGUCAUAGAUGUGGACCAGACACUCUACUCCUUUAUGGUUGUCAACCGGUUUCCAGUGCUGCAUGGGAACACUGACUGCCACUCUGCCGGGUUGCCCGGGCGACAAGUAGCCAGUCCGGGUCCCAGUGAGGGGGCCAGUGAUUGUGGGCAGGGUUCACCCUCACCGUCUCCAUCUAGGCCAGGUGGAGGGGCGGAGGAAGGAGGGAGAGAGGAGACGGGGGAUUGGAACACGCAGGAGGUGCCCUCGGCCACGCCCAUGGGGUUCCACACAACCCUACAGCACAUUGUCCACCAACUUGAAAUCCUCACUCAGAAUGUGUCGAUGUUGGAGAAGAGACUGACACUGACAGAGGAUAAACUGAAGGAGUGUCUCCACAACCAAAUCCAAAUCCUGCAGGGACAAGGGGAGAAAAAGGAGAAGAAGAGAAGGGAGACGGCGGAGGAAGAGGAGGCAGGGCGCAGUCUCCCCCAUUUUGGUUUAGGAUAACUCCCUCCACACUGUAGCAUCUAGCUGUGAACAAGGAUUAUGAAAAAGGUAGCCUGGGUGUCUCCUUCUUUGCCAUAUGAGCUUUACCUUUAAAGCUUGAAUCCAGAAUGUGGUUAGAAUCAAGAGUAAGAUACAUAAUUUGUUCAUUUGAAAGGAAACUUUUUCUUGAGUCUAUAAAAAUGGAUUCCCUUAAUAAUGAUUUAUUGUCUAUUUAUACAAAUGAAUAAAAACAUUUAUAUAUUUUGCAUAUAAGCAUAUCAAGUCUCUUGUGUUUGUACAUGUCCUCCAUACCUGCACAUAAAUGCACAA